AUGGAGCCCCUGCACCUCGGCCUGCUCGUCGGCCUUCUGCUUCUCUGCAACCCUCUCCCUUCCCGGGCCUUCUCCUCCCCACUCAAUUGCACAGACACCACUCGCCUUUGCACGUCGUUCCUCGCCGUGAAAUCCAAUCCUAACUUGACGUUCUCCCUAAUCCAGAGCAUGUUCGACGUGCUCCCCGGAGACAUAACCGUGGACGUCCCCAACGCCACCAAGUACUUCUUCAUCAGGAAGAACUGCUCGUGCCUGUCUCCCGGCAAGAAUUACCUUACCAACACGACCUUCACCGUGAGAGAAGAGGGUCAGGUGUACGACAUGGUCACUGGUGCUUACGGGCCGCUAGCGUUGAUCUCCAAUUCAUCCCACUGGGUACAGUCGGGGACGGUGGUCUCUCUGCGUCUACUGUGCGGCUGUUCCAGCGGGCUUUGGAAUUACCUGAUGACCUAUGUUCUCGGAGGCGGGGAGACGAUCGGAUCACUUGCGAGUCAGUUCGGGGUGAGCAUGGGCAGCAUAGAGUCUUUGAAUGGGAUUGCCGACCCGAACGAUGCAGUAGUCGGAGAGGUCUACUACAUUCCGCUCAAUUCAGGUGACGUUUGUUUUCAUCUUGCUGCAUUCCUCUGAUUUCACUAUUUCCAUACCAUAUGCGACAAGGUUGCUCCCUAUUUUUUCUGUGAUGUAAUGGUCGCUCGCGAAUAGGUUUUUAUUCCCGCAACAUCGCUUAUAGUACUUGUUUCCUUUCAGUCCCUGGAGUGCCUUAUUCCGUGGAAGAAGUGGCUCCACCUGCCUCUGCUCCGGUUCCAUCGAUUUCCUCUUUCUCAGGUAAUAGGGAAUCUAUGAGGUGUUUUCGAGUACUACCCGAACUAACUGACGAAUCCCUACUGUGGGUUUCUCAGAUCACUAGUCGUGAAGUUUGAAUGCACUGUCGAUCAGGAUUCUGCAGCUCCUCUUUUUCAGAUUAGGCACGCGUUCAACCUCCACCCUAACUUUGUUUGUCAUCUUAGCGGAGUUCUGUUAAACCUUGAACUUGUUAAAACCCCCAGCGGAUACCUUUAAUAUUUGUUGCCCUCCACAUGAAAAGACAGCACUGGUGGACUUUGAAACAGAGGAAGUUCUCUGUAACGUUAUCAAAUGGGGAGAAGAAAUUGUUUGAUUCCUUCCUAAUGGCAUGGCCCAAAAAUACGGAAUCGUGGAGGAAAAUUAGCCUUCUUUGGGAGACAAAAAUUAUAUGCAGCCAGACCACUAUAUCCAUUUGAAUUGAUUAAUUGACCGACUAUUCUCUUGUCUAUGCUCAUUGAUAUGAAAUGUUCUCACAUAAUGUGUGGCUACAUGAACGAUAUUGUUGACUCAUUGCACUUUGCUGUGGUACAUUGUGUUGGAAUUGGAAGUACUAUCCAAGUCAAAGCCAGGAAAGGUCAUAUCUUUUGAGUGGGUGCACGUCUUUCUUAGUUCUGUCCCAAAACAGAGUUGUUCUAUUUGAGACAGUGGCAUGCUAAAACUGCAAAAGAGCUUAUGCUUUGAUCCAGAGAUGCAAAAUGUUUUAUCUUUAGCCAGGGAUUGGCAUGUAAUCCAUUAUUCUUCAUCUGAUGGCUAUUCAGAUUUUUAUGCGGAUUGCUACAAGUGUUCAUGAUGCUGCUAGAUCCCAGUUAUAAUAGUCUACUGCAACUUUCGUUAGAGCUUCAAUACUUCUAGCGCAUUGCUUCAUCUUUAUUUAGUUGAACGAUUAUUUAUGCUGAUUUCAUAUGCCUGCAGUGAAUCCAGAACAUCAUUCUUCCAAAUUUCCAUUUGGAUGGAUAAUAGGGAGCUUGGGUGCUGCUCUUUUCCUGAUUGUCCUGAUUAUAGUUGUAUUUAUUUCGUCGAGAUCAUCAGCCUUCAGUUCCUGGAUCUCUGGACGCCAUAAAAAAGACUCUGAUGAGCAGCUACCUAAUAAAUCACUCAGUCUAGGAAGGCCAAGUUCUCUUUGUUCCUGGCAAAUGUGCCUCUGCUUUAAGACCGGGAGGUGGAAGUCAAAUUCUGGAGAUGUUCGCAGCGACCAAGUUGAUGGCCCUAAAGAUGGUAAAGAUAUUUACACUUGACACGAAUCAAAUUCUGUAAUUUUUCUACUUAAAUUUGCCUCAUCAUUAUCACAAGCAUCAUCCAGCCAAAGAUGGACAGAAUUUUCUAUUUAAAUUCUGUAAAGAUAGUAAUGAUAUGGCGAAGUUAUCAGAAAGGCCAGCGAGUUCAAGACAAAUAUUGACGGGAGGUGUUUAUAUACACCCAUGGGGGGAUCCUCGAAAAUGUUCCUAGAUUCCAGAGAAGAAUCCUAAUACAGAGGGAUAUUGUUUCCUUUGAUUUUUUAUUGGAUCCCCUGACGUGUUUUGUGAACCUUUAGUAGUAUUACGCUUGGACGGUAAAUUUGUGCUCCCUGCCUGAAAUUUUUUGACGGUUUCUUAGGUAUGACAGGCGAUGCAUUUGAAAUGGAGAAACCUGUAGUCUUUGCUUACGAAGAGAUUCUCUCUUCUACAAACGGUUUCUGUGACACAAAUCUACUUGGUCAUGGCACAUAUGGCUCGGUGUAUUAUGGAGUCCUUCGGGAACAGGUCUGCAGGGUGUUUUUCGUCUUAAAUUCGUAUUUUAUACUUUCUUGUUUAUUGUUCUUGCAUUGAGACAAAGGCAUUGUAGGAGGUAGCAAUUAAAAGAAUGUCCGCUACCAAAACAAAGGAGUUUAUGGCAGAGAUGAAGGUUUUAUGCAAAGUUCAUCAUGCAAGUCUGGUAAAGCUCCCGUCAAAAUGCAAAUGAUUUAUUUUCGGAGCCUUGAUAUUUUAAUAUUCCAUGUUUUAACAAAAUACUUCCCCUUUACUUUUAUCAAGGUAGAAUUGAUUGGCUAUGCAGCAAGCAGCGACGAACUCUUCCUCAUUUAUGAAUACGCUCAGAAAGGCUCACUAAGAAAUCAUUUGCACGAUCCUCAGAACAAGGGUAACAUUUUUGUUAUAAACCCCUUCAUGGCUUCUUAUUGUACCAUCUUUUUCUUUGCAUUCCUUACAGAAGAAUCUUCUGUCCUCUCAUGCUCAGGUCAUACAUCACUUUCUUGGAUAGCUAGGGUUCAGAUUGCUCUUGACACUGCCAAAGGUCUGGAAUAUAUUCAUGAGCACACGAAAAUGCAUUAUGUUCACCGAGAUAUCAAGACGAGCAACAUUCUGCUCGAUGGUUCUUUCAGGGCCAAGGUUUCACAUUCUCAGACGUCCUACUUCUUAGUUUUGAUUGUGGCCUUCAUAAUUGAUGUUGAUGACACUAAUCUCUCAUGCAGAUUUCUGACUUUGGGCUGUCGAAACUUAUUGGAAAAGCUGGUGAAGGGGAAGCUUCUGCGACAAGAGUUGUAGGAACCUUUGGCUAUUUGGCUCCAGAGUAAGGAAAAUUGGGAGCAGUAGGUUUGCUGCUGCUCUUUCCUGAGCUUGGUUCGACUUACUGCUUUUUAUUAACUGAACUCAUUUACUUUUACAGGUACUUGCGCGAUGGCCGGGCUACAACAAAGAGUGAUGUUUAUGCAUUCGGUGUUGUCCUCUUUGAGUUGAUAUCUGGAAAGGAAGCAAUUAUACGAACAGAAGGGGUUAUAUUAAAUAAUGCUGAGAGGCGUUCUUUGGCAUCAGUUGUGAGUCCUAGUCCUCAGAAAAUUGCUGCAAUUACAUCCGAUAAUUAUUCGUUUGAUUUGGUGGUUAAACUAGUUUUUGGCAUUGACUACCUCAGUGUAGACAAUUAUUUGAAAUGUAUAAGCUUUAUUCAAAUGCAAUAAAUGUGAUAUGGAGGAUAGUUGAGCUAUUUGGUUUCUCUUAUCAUGAUUUUUGAACAAUUUCUUCAAUAACGGAAUCCAAUAUCAAGUGAUGAAUAAUUAGGGACGCUUAAUCUUUUUUUUUUGGAGCAAUUAACGUAAUGUAUUAGUUGAGGAUCGUGGUGUUAGGAUAAGCCAAUUAAUAUGUGGGAGGGUAACCUUGUCUUUGAAAAGACUUCAGCUAUAUCGAGUGAACUGUAGAUGAAAAACUUCAAGUGUUGUACUCUUUUAGUCUAAAAAAUAAUCCCAUUCAGAGCAAGUGUUUGCAAGGUUUCCAUUAUUUGGAACAUUUCUUCAUCUUUUUCUUAAUCUUUAUAAGGAGUCUAGCUUUUACAUGAUUUCUUAGAACCCUUUCUUUAUGCUGAAUUUCUCUAUUUUAUUUAUAUUAUCAUAUGGGAUAUCAACGUUUCUCCAACAUUUGUGUCCAACAGAUGUUGGCAGCUCUUCGAAACACUCCAAAUUCAAUGAGCAUGUCUAGCUUUAGGGGGUCGAUUGACCCCAAUUUGAUGGAACUCUACCCUCACGACUGUGUAUUCAAGGUGAGAAUUUUUUCUAGUUGCGCAUAAAAAUUUAAAUGUCAAUAAGGGUACUUUUUUAUAUUUUCCUUUGAUAAAUAUUGAUUCGAUUACUAUUCACUCUAGAGCAUACAUCUCCAUCGCUUCUCUCGAGUAGUGUUUGCAGCCUGUACAGUCCAACUCCUGCUUUUCUCUUCUUCUCUCCCAUCACCUUCCUGAUGCUUGUUCAACCUGAUAUGAAAUUGAAACUUUUGUAACCUUAUACAUUCUACAGCGCUGACAUGAUUCACAUGGUGAAAACUUGCCCAUCUGGCGGAGCCACAGCUUGGGUUCAACACCAGUCAAGGCAUCUGUCUGAACGCUUCCGUUUGGUUGUUUUCCUUGUGUUUCCAGAUGGCUAUCCUGGCGAAGCAGUGCGUGGACGAAGAUCCCAUUCUCCGGCCCGACAUGAAGCAGGUGGUGAUCUCCAUCUCCCAUAUUCUGCUGUCCUCCAUAGAGUGGGAAGCUACCCUGGCAGGGAAUAGCCAGGUGUUCAGUGGCCUCGUGCAAGGAAGAUGA
Molecule: messenger RNA, 4881 nt
Organism: Spirodela intermedia
Lineage: Eukaryota; Viridiplantae; Streptophyta; Magnoliopsida; Alismatales; Araceae
Source: the annotation of a GenBank genome assembly